UUCCCAUCCCCAACUCCUGCUAUCCCAACUUGGAAGGCAGCAGGCAUGCGUGGUGUCCUCCUCCUCGCAUGGUGACAGGCUCGUGUUAUUGGCACCGAGCAGGGUGGAGAGGAGGAGGCAGGCAGGGAGGUGGGAUUGGUGGGGGAGCUCUCUCGCUCUCGGCUGCCUUCAGCUGUUCCCAUCCAAAUGCCAGGCCAGCGCGCAGCCUGCAGCAGCCCCGUUUAACAGCGCAGCCCCGAGCAGAAGUUGGCGAGUUGCUGCUUGGGAAGGGCGGGCGGCUCCGGCGUUGGGGGGUGGCGGCUGCGGUCUAUGAGGGACUCCCGGGCGCCGCAGGAACCGGCGAGCCAUGGACGGGGGUGGGGGUGUCUCCUCCUCGGCCCUGGAGAAGAACGUGGCGGAGCUGACGGUCAUGGACGUGUACGACAUCGCCUCGCUGGUGGGGCAGGAGUUCGAGCGGGUCAUUGACCAGCACGGCUGCGAGGCCAUCGCCCGCCUCAUGCCCAAGGUGGUGCGGGUGCUGGAGAUCCUGGAGGUGCUGGUGAGCCGCAAUCACAUCAACCCCGAAAUGGAGGAGCUGCGGCUGGAGCUGGAUCGGCUCCGGCUGGAGAGGAUGGACCGGAUCGAGAAGGAGAAGAAGCACCAGAAGGAAUUAGAACUGGUGGAGGAUGUAUGGAGAGGGGAAGCACAGGAUCUUCUUACCCAAAUUGCUCAGCUUCAGGAAGAGAACAAACAGCUGAUGACAAACCUGUCGCACAAAGACAUCAAUUUCACAGAAGAGGAAUUUCAGAAACACGAAGGAAUGUCGGAGAGGGAGAGGCAAGUGAUGAAGAAGCUGAAGGAAGUGGUAGAUAAACAAAGGGAUGAGAUCAGAGCCAAGGACCGGGAACUGGGACUUAAAAAUGAGGAUGUGGAGGCACUGCAACAACAACAGAACAGGCUAAUGAAAAUUAAUCAUGACCUUCGGCACAGAAUCACAGUAGUUGAGGCUCAAGGGAAAGCGCUGAUUGAGCAGAAGGUGGAAUUGGAAGCAUAUCUGCAAACCAAGGAACAGGAGAUGGGCACUUUGAGGGCAGAGCUUGGGAAGCUGAGAGAGAAGCUACAGGGGGAGCACAGCCAAAAUGGAGAAGAAAUAAAGACAGAACCUAACAAUGAUGACUUUCUCUCUGAAUCGGAGAAGAUGGCUCUGGAUUUAAAAGAUCCAAACCGUCCAAGAUUUACUCUACAAGAACUACGGGAUGUCUUACACGAGCGGAAUGAACUGAAGUCUAGAGUGUUUUUGUUGCAGGAGGAGCUUUUAUAUUAUAAGAGUGAGGAAACAGAAGAAGAAACUAGAUCCCCUCAACCUACACCCAUAAUUAAUUCAAAAACCUCAACUCAGCCAGAAUCUGGAAUCAAACGACUGUUUAGUUUCUUCUCUCGUGAUAAAAAACGCAUGCAGACGACACAGAAAAACGUUCACUUCCAGGAUACUUUUGGCGAAUGGGCAGAUUCAAACAAAGAGGACUCCUACACCGAACAAGGCCAAGAGGCCCUUCAGCAUCUGUGAUUAACACUCCAAGCCGUGUUGCUUACCACAGUAGAUCUGAAUAUUCUAGUAACAAGAAGCUUCCGUAACCAAAUCUGGCAGCUCAUCAUUUUUUAUUUGCCUGGCACAUGUUGACGGUUGUUUCAGACAUACUUUUCCAAAGGGAUUCCUCAGUGUUUACGUGGCGACUGCUCUCCGAAAACAGAAUCCAGGCUCUGUAGUAAUGGUUAUUUAUACUCUCGGGUAUCGAAGCUUCUAGAUAACUGGUUUUGUGCUGAAUAACAAGUCUGUCUGACUCUUGCAUUAACUACAGUAACACAAGCUUCUUUAAACCAAAAAGCCCCCUGUGCCAUUAUUAGAGGUUUAUUUGCAUUGCACAAUAUCUAGUGGUGAAGACUCUGAUACCAUGUUUGUUAACUGGGGGAGGGGUGGGGGGGAUUUUUCUUAGUUCUGUUAAUGACACUUUCAAAGAGAGAGUUUGCAGUGUAUACGCUAUUUCCAGGGCAGGUCCUACCACAGCUGUAUCCUGUCAAACUCACAGGUUGCAGAGAAACUUCUUGGAACGUCAACUGAUAAAAAUACAAAAGAAACUGGAACAGCUGUGAGGGACUGUGAUUGUAUAUUCCCCCUUGUUGUUUAUAGUGCCUAAAGCAUGUAGAUACUGAUGUACGAGGUGAGUGUGCCUUGCCUUUUGCUCUGAGUUAUGCAGUAUUAACAGAAAAUGAAUUGCUCACAUGGAGGAAUUCUAAACACUC
Trachemys scripta elegans is the source of this 2280-nucleotide messenger RNA. It is a transcript of the gene RILPL1, whose product is annotated as Rab interacting lysosomal protein like 1. The transcript is spliced from 7 exons. The coding region runs from base 347 to 1546 and encodes 399 amino acids. NCBI's taxonomy places the organism in Eukaryota, Metazoa, Chordata, Testudines, Emydidae. Gene Ontology annotation, molecular function: protein dimerization activity. The record is from RefSeq and is a predicted model, not a curated record. Gene Ontology annotation, cellular component: cytoplasm; ciliary basal body. Gene Ontology annotation, biological process: cilium assembly.